AUGGAAGGAUUGCUAUCGUCAGGACACCUGGUAGAAAACGACUCUAUUCAAUUACAGACAUACAUAGAAGCUUUGGAGACAAUCAACAGACACAGUCCACGCAAAAGACCAAGAUCUGCUACGUCAGAGUCAGAAUAUGAAAUUGUCAGCGAUAUCGGCUCAGGACUCAACUGGAAACGCAGGGGAUUUGUUGCCCUUCUGGAACGAAUACACGCAGGAGGAAUCGAGGAAGUGGUGGUUACCCAAAGGAACUAUUGUGUUGUUUCGGAUUCGAGCUUGUGGAAUGGAUCUUUGAGAAGAAUGGGACUCGGUACAGAUGUUAGUGCCAAGAGUAAUGAAGCCGGAAAACUUGCAGAAGACUUGCUCUCGAUCGUUACUGUAUUUGUGGCAAGACAUAACGGAAUACGUUCAGCCGCCAACCGCAGAAGAAGACGAGAAGCUACCCAAGCCCAAGAAGAUCAAGAGUUCCAAGAUCCCAGCAGGCAAGACACAAUGUACCCGUCUCUUUCCUACACAAGAAGAGCGGUCGAAACUCAGACAAUGGAUAGGACAGCACGCUGGACGUACAAUCAAUGCCUUAUCGCGGAUUUGCGAGCACAAUAUCUCAACGCCAUAAACUUUAAGAAUGACACAAAACUUAAGUGGAUUAUAGAAACGCCUUAUGAUGUACAAGAUGAAGUUAUGAAUGACUUGCUUAAAGGAUAUUCUUCCAACUUUGUUGCAAAUCAUAAAAAAUUCAAGAUGAAGUUUUGUUUUAAAAAGGAUUCUCGACAAUCAAUUGCAAUACUUUUUAAAUGCUGGGACAAGUCUCGUGGUGAAUACGCAUUUCUUCAUAAAAUCAAGUCGGCAGAACCUCUUCCAAAUCAACUUGAAUAUGAUAGUGUCUUGUUGUAA
Molecule: messenger RNA, 894 nt
Organism: Ambispora gerdemannii
Lineage: Eukaryota; Fungi; Glomeromycota; Glomeromycetes; Archaeosporales; Ambisporaceae
Source: the annotation of a GenBank genome assembly